AUGGAGUAUAGGAACAAUCACAAUAGUGAAUUCAUUCCGGCACCAGCGGAGUUAUUGUUCAAGAGAAAAGUGAAGUCAUUGAUUCCCAAUGUAGACAAUUCUAAGGUUAAAGAUUAUAGUGUGGUAAAGAAAGAGUUAAUUAAGAAAUCCAAGAAACAAAAAAAAUGGUAUGAUAGAACAGCCAGAAAGAGUGAACAUUUUGAGGUGGGUGACCCAGUUUGGAUCCAAAUUAAAAAUGGAAACAGUUUUUGAAGUAAAGGUUUAAUAGUAGAAAAAGGUACUAAUGAUAGAAAUUUCAAAGUGAAGGUUGUUAAUGGCGGAACGCAAUUAAGGAAUAUAUGGUUUUUAAGACAUAGGUUGAUAUCAAAUAGUGGUGAGGAAAACUUAGAAAAAGAAAAUAUAUUAAAAGAGGGGAAUGCACCAGUAAAGAAAUCUGAAAGAAUUAGAAAGACCCCAGCUUAUCUUAAGGAUUAUAAGUAAUUUAAGUUUUGAUAUUAUNUACAACCAGUUAGAGUUAGACGACGAGUCUUCAAAAAUUUUAACAUGGAGCACUCAUAAAGGACUUUUUCAAGUACAUAGAUUGCCAUAUGGUGUUGCUCCUGCCAGUGCAAUUUUUCAAAAGUUAAUAGAGCAACUUUUCCAAGGUUAUGAUUGUAUAGCAAAUUUUUUGGAUGACAUUAUAAUAACCGGACAAGACAGGGUAGAACAUCUGAAUAAUCUGGACAAAGUAUUUAACAUUUUAAAUGAUGCGGGUUUAAAAGUUAAAUUGUCUAAAUGUGAAUUUUUUAAAAGUGAAAUUGAGUAUUUAGGUCUUAUCAUUUCGGCGGUGGGUUUGCGUAAAUGCGAAAAUAAAGUUAGAGCGAUCGCAGACGCGCCAGCACCGCGCAACACAACGCAAGUUAAAUCUUUCUCGGGUAUGGUAAAUUAUUAUUCUAAAUUCUUACCGAACGUUUCGAUUAUUAUGAAACCUAUUUAUAAUUUACUAACGAAAAACAAACAUUUCUGUUGGACUCCGGAUUGUCAGAUAGCAUUCGAUAAAAUUAAGGAAUUGGUCAUUUCAGAUAAAGUUUUAGUGCAUUUUAACCCAAGUUUCCCAAUUAUUUUAACGACCGAUGCGUCUAACGAUGGUAUCGCGGGUUGUUUAUCGCAUAAAAUGCCGGACGGUGAUGAACGACCGAUAAGUUUUAUUUCGAGAACAUUUAUGCCAGCAGAAAAUAAUUAUUCGGUUACAGAUAAAGAGGCUUUAGCUAUUUUUUGGUCGGUUAGGAAAUUAUUCCAAUACCUACAAAACCAAGUUUUCACAAUUAGAACUGAUCACAAACCUCUCGUAGGGAUUUUGGGAGAAAAUAAAAAUAUUCCAACUAUGGCAUCUGCGAGAUUUCAGAGGUGGGCAGUUUUUUUGGCUGGAUUUCAAUAUAAACUCGAGUAUAUUAAAGGGAACGAUAAUUUCACGUCGGAUUUACUUUCGAGAUUACCAAUUAAGGGAGACGUCGUUGCGGUCGAUAGCGAAUCGCAAAGUACGUAUAUGACAUUUAUAGAAUCCGAAUAUUUUCCGAUAAAUCGUAACACAAUUAAAUUGCAAACUAACAGAGAUAAGAUUAUCAGUAAAGUUUAUUAUUAUGUGACUCAUGGGUGGCCAAAAUCGAUUAAUGAUGAUUUAAAACCAUACAAGGACAGACAUACCGAUUUAUCGGUAGAGCAAGGUUGUUUAAUGUUAGGUUACAGAGUCGUAAUACCGAGUAAAUCGCGUAAACAGAUUUUAGACGAGUUGCAUAGUACGCAUUUGGGUGUUGUCAAAAUGAAGGCAGUCGCGAGAUCGUAUGUUUGGUGGCCCAAGAUUGAUCUUCAGAUAGAAAAUUUAGUUAAAUCGUGUGAUUUUUGUAUGCAGCUAAGACAAAACCCUAGGAAGUCUGAGUUAAUACCUUGGAAUAGACCGAGUGGUGUUUGGCAGAGAGUUCAUAUAGACUUUUUCGGGCCAUUCCAUAAUAGUUACUUUUUGGUAGUUUUAGACGCGUUCUCAAAGUGGUUAGAGGUGAAAGAGAUGAGAAGUAUUACGGCGAGCAAUACUAUUAUCGAAUUACGCGAGAUAUUUAGUAGAUGGGGGUUACCUUUAACAUUAGUGUCGGAUAACGGCGCUCAAUUAACGUCUCACGAGUUUACUACGUUUUUAAAAAGUAAUGGAAUAGUACAUUUGCGUACAGCCCCGGGACACCCUGCUACAAACGGUGCGGCUGAAAAUGCAGUGAAAACUACCAAACGCGCAUUAUCGGCAGCAUUAGCGGAUAAAAAAAAUAAAAAUUCGCCUAAGUCAGUUAUAUUAAACAAAUUUCUUUUAGGUUAUAGAAUUGCGCCACAUUCUACUACGGGUGAAUCGCCGUCAUUUUUAAUGUUGGGCAGGAAACUACGUUGUAGGCUAGAUUUACUUUACAAAACGGAUCAGGAAGUGGUGUGUGAGAAACAAGAUAGGGCGAUAAAAAAUUAUAAUGGUAGUAAAGAAAAAGUUUUUAAUGUAGGUGAUGAGGUAAUAAUUAAGUGUUAUAAACCUGGGAGUAAGGAAUCUUGGAUAAGAGCAACAGUUAAUAUUGUCUUAGGUAAUAAGAGUUACGAAUGUGAAUCCAGUGAAGGUAUUACGUACAUUAGGCACGUUGAUCAGAUGAUAAAUGUUACACUAGUGGAUACGGAAACACAUUUUCAGGAGAGUGAUAACGUGGGAAGUGCUCGUAUAGAUAAGGAUAAUGGUAAAGAAGCGAGGACCAAAAAAGUCCCAAGUAAAUUAAAAGAUUUUGUUUUAAAUGUAAACUAAUAUUUUCAUCCGUGUAUAAUUGUAGUUAUAUCAUUGUUUUUUGUAACAGAAUAUUGUAUAUUUUAUUUUGUUUUUUU
Molecule: messenger RNA, 2880 nt
Organism: Cinara cedri
Lineage: Eukaryota; Metazoa; Arthropoda; Insecta; Hemiptera; Aphididae
Source: the annotation of a GenBank genome assembly